Messenger RNA from Cornus florida, 3174 nucleotides. RefSeq names its product beta-galactosidase 6. The transcript is spliced from 18 exons. Gene Ontology annotation, molecular function: beta-galactosidase activity. The record is from RefSeq and is a predicted model, not a curated record. Lineage: Eukaryota; Viridiplantae; Streptophyta; Magnoliopsida; Cornales; Cornaceae. Bases 203 to 2200 code for a protein of 665 amino acids. Gene Ontology annotation, biological process: carbohydrate metabolic process. Gene Ontology annotation, cellular component: vacuole; cell wall.
AAGGCAAAUUAAAUCGUACACUCAUUGCUCAGCAAUGUCUCUUGACGUCCAAAAUACUUUACUGACGAAUCUCCUUCACAAAAACCAACUUAUACGGGCAAUAUAUUCUUGUUGGCAUGUUUAAACAUUUAGAGAGAGAGAGAGAGUUUAAACAUUUAGAAUUUUACAGAGAGAGAGAGAGAGGCAGGCAGAGAAAAAAGAGAUGGUGUGGUGGCUUUCUUGGGUGGUUGUGGUGGUGACUAUCAUCGGAGACGGUGGUGUUAGCCGAGCGGACGUAGUAGGAUAUGAUGGAAGAUCUCUGAUCAUUGGCGGGCAAAGAAAAAUUCUCUUUUCUGGUUCAAUUCACUAUCCUCGAAGCACUCCUGAGAUGUGGCCAUCUUUGAUAGCCAAAGCCAAGGAAGGAGGACUGCACGUCAUACAAACCUAUGUCUUCUGGAAUCUCCACGAGCCUCGGCCUAACCAGUAUAAUUUCAUUGGGAGAUACGAUUUGGUAAGGUUUAUCAAGGAAAUCCAUGCCCAAGGCCUGUACGCUUGCCUAAGGAUCGGACCAUUUAUUGAGAGUGAAUGGACUUAUGGGGGAUUUCCCUUUUGGUUGCAUGAUGUUCCCGGCAUUAUUUAUCGGUCUGAUAACGAACCCUUCAAGUUCUAUAUGCAGAACUUUACCACAAAAAUAGUCAACUUGAUGAAGUCAGAAGGUCUAUAUGCUUCACAAGGAGGCCCAAUCAUACUAUCACAGAUUGAGAAUGAAUAUCAAAACGUUGAAGCAGCUUUUAAGGAGAAAGGACCUUCAUACGUACGUUGGGCAGCAGAAAUGGCUGUCGGCCUCCAGACUGGUGUACCAUGGGUGAUGUGCAAGCAAAGUGAUGCUCCUGAUCCAGUGAUUAAUACAUGCAAUGGAAUGAAAUGUGGUGAAACUUUCCAAGGACCCAACUCCCCAAAUAAGCCGUCAAUGUGGACAGAAAAUUGGACCUCUUUCUAUGAAGUAUUUGGUGGAGAACCUUACUUAAGAUCUGCUGAAGACAUUGCAUUUCACACAACACUUUUUAUUGCGAAAAAGGGUUGCUAUGUGAACUAUUACAUGUAUCAUGGUGGAACGAAUUUUGGAAGAACAGGCGCUUCAUAUUUCAAAACAAGUUAUUAUGAUCAAGCUCCUCUUGAUGAAUAUGGGUUAAUAAGACAGCCCAAAUGGGGACAUCUUAGGCAGAUGCAUGCUGCAAUUAAAUUUUGCUCUGCAACUUUGCUACAGGGAGUGCAGACUAAUUUCUCCUUUGGUCAACUCCAAGAGGCCUAUGUUUUCCAAGAAGAAUCAGGAGGAUGUGUGGCAUUUCUGUUAAACAAUGAUCAAAAAAAUAAUGCGACUGUCCAAUUUCGAAAUAUCUCAUUCGAAUUGCUUCCAAAGUCGAUAAGUAUCCUAUCAGACUGUGAACAUGUAAUUUUCAGCACAGCGACGGUUAAAACCGAGUAUAAUGAAAGAACAGCAACAUCAAACCAAAAGUUUGAUUCGGAGGACGGGUGGGAAGAAUUCAAAGAUGUGAUCCCGAACUUCUCGGAUACCUCAUUAAAAUCAAAUUCAUUGCUAGAGCACAUGAACACAACAAAAGAUGAAUCUGAUUACCUUUGGUAUACCUCUAGUUUUCAACAAAAUUCAUCUUGCUCUGAGCCAGUACUUCAUAUUGAAUCUCUUGGGCACGUUGCGCACGCAAUUGUCAAUAACAUUUAUUUUGGUACUGCUCAUGGAAGUCAUGAUGCUAAAGGAUUCACUUUUGAGAUGCCAAUAUUGCUCAAUAAUGAAAUGAACAAUAUUUCAAUACUCAGUGUAAUGGUUGGAUUACCGGACUCUGGUCCUUUUCUAGAGAGUAGAUUUGCAGGAUUGACUAAGGUGGAGAUUCAAUGCUCGAAAGAAGGAACAUUUAAUUUCACUAAUCAAGAAUGGGGAUAUCAGGUUGGGAUGUUGGGGGAGAAGCUACAAAUAUAUAAUGACCAAAACUUGAGUAAUGUGGCGUGGAGUAAAACCAAAAUUUCUACCAAUCAGCCAUUCACUUGGUAUAAGACAGUAUUUGACAGGCCUAAAGGAAAUGACCCAGUCGCCUUGGACCUUAGCACAAUGGGCAAAGGCGAAGUUUGGAUUAACGGGCAAAGCAUUGGUCGCUAUUGGGUCUCAUUUCAGAACUCUAAAGGAACUUCUUCCCAAACUCUAUGAUCGUGGUGGUGACAACCUCAUUGGCGAUGAAGAUCGACAGGGAGUGGCUCUUUUAAGGACUGAAAUUUAGGACUUUCAACAGAUAACCCAACAGGAACUACAAGAUAUACAAGCAACCCUUAGAUUGGGUCUAGAGCAAAAUCGUGAUAACAACAUGUUACGGUUACAUAACAUUGACGGAGAUCGCUUUCGUCCUGUUUGUGAUCGUAACCCCAUCCCCAUCCUGCGGCGUAGUUAGCCUACGUACGAGGAAGACUUCACUGAUGAUGAAGACUACGCUGAAAAGGUGUUUGGGGGACAUAGAGGUGCAUGAAGAUAUCGGGAUCAUGGAGAUCAUGAUUCUAAGAAUUUUUGUAUGAAUGUGGACCUCCCCGUUUUAACAAUCCAUUAAUAUUAAAGAAUUCUUGGACUAGGUAGCAGAAAUAUAGGGAUUUUUUAUUACAUGAAUAUUCAAGAAGAUAAGAAAAUAAAACUAGUGGCGUACAAACUGAAGGAAGGAACUUCUUCGUGGUGGGAAAAGCUACAGGUUUCUUGUGCAUGGCAAGGGAAGGCACGAGUAUGCUCUUUGCAAAAGGUGAAACGUCUACUAAGGGCCAGAUUUCUACAACCAUAGUAUGAGGAAGUAUCAGGAUUGCAAGCAGGGGAGUAAAACAGUUCAGGCCUAUACUAAGUAAUUUAUUCUAUUAUCAUCACGUAAUAAUCUAAUGGAAAUUGAGAUGCAGCAGCGCUUGUUAUCUGAAUGGUUGUGAUUUUCUAUUCAACAUAAGGAUUCAAUAUAUACGAUUUACACUACAAAAGAGGCCAUCAAUGUAGUGAUGAGGGUAGAGACAUAUUUGGAAAGGUCGAAUUCACAAGCAGGCUCCAAAAAUUACUUUGAUUCGUCGCUCUUUGCAGCGAACAAAGCAAAAUAGCCCAUGAACCCUUAACUUUCUGUUACAGCAACACAUGAUUCGUGUAGCACCAGUACACAAUCG